ACUCAGGCGCAUGUUGAACAGACUUUGGGUCCUUUCAAAAACACGGGAACAACCUCGUGUACAACUUCAUGUACCUCUCCUAACAUUUUGGCUUUAUUUACUGUUUAAAAACGAAAUUCGUUAUGGACACUGAUAAUAAUCCAACAACGGGGGUAGCUGCUACUACUAUAGACAGUGAAGACACAACAGAAGCGUUCGUCAAGGUGAAAUCAAAGAAGACAUCGAAGCGAAAACGCGAGAUGGAUGGAGUCGAUAUGGAGGCUGAGGACUCCGUAGCAUGCAAGCGGCCUCAGUUUCCACCCAUUUCAGGCGACAAACUUAAGGGUGGUUCUGAUGAGAUGCGUAAGGUUGCUGUCCCGGCCCACAGGUAUACCCCUCUGAAGGAGAACUGGCUGAAGAUAUUCACACCCAUCGUCGAGAACCUACAGCUCCAAGUCAGAUUCAACCUCAAAACCAGAAAUGUGGAAAUUAAAACAUGUAAAGACACACAGGACAUUGGCUCUCUCACCAGAGCUGCAGACUUCGUACGAGCCUUCGUUCUAGGAUUCCAGGUUGAGGAUGCCCUUGCUCUCAUCAGAUUGGAUGAACUUUUCCUGGAAACCUUUGAUGUCACAGAUGUAAAACCACUGAAAGGAGACCAUUUGUCCAGAGCUAUUGGGAGGAUAGCAGGGAAAGGAGGCAAAACAAAAUUCACCAUUGAAAAUGUGACCAAGACCAGGAUUGUUCUGGCAGACUCAAAAGUACACAUAUUAGGAUCUUUCCAGAACAUUAAGAUGGCACGGACAGCGAUAUGCAACCUCAUCUUAGGAAGUCCCCCUUCUAAGGUGUACGGUAACAUCAGGGUCGUGGCCAGCAGGACAGCAGAGAGAUUCUAAAGUCACACGUGGAUUUAUAUUCUCAUCUCCUCCAAGAUUCUGAUCGAAGACCGGUUUUGCCUUUUUUUUAAACCUAAGGUAAUAUAGAUGGGUGGACCUGGUCCUAGAUCAGCACUCCUGAGAUGCUUUUUGGAUGUGGGCCCUUGCCUGACCUUCCAGGACUUUUGUUGUUGAAGCUGGACAUAUUGAUCUGGGGAGUGCCUACCUGCCUUCGACAUCUGGACUGGCCUGUCUCUUCCCACAGGGGAUAUUUGCAUGUAAAUGAUUUGCCCCUUUUCCCUAAUUUGUCUUUUGGAUUUCAGUUUGAUUUAAAUAAAAUCUGAACCUAAAAGUAUUUGAAGGCCAACAAUUAAUUGUUACACAUACAGUGAAAAUUUGAUUUAAUGUAAAUAAAAAUGCAGAAACCCUA
Oncorhynchus mykiss (rainbow trout) is the source of this 1284-nucleotide messenger RNA. It is a transcript of the gene pno1, whose product is annotated as partner of NOB1 homolog. The record is from RefSeq and is a predicted model, not a curated record. Gene Ontology annotation, cellular component: nucleus. Gene Ontology annotation, molecular function: RNA binding. Lineage: Eukaryota; Metazoa; Chordata; Actinopteri; Salmoniformes; Salmonidae.